Messenger RNA from Stomoxys calcitrans (stable fly), 1800 nucleotides. Its product is annotated as gustatory receptor for sugar taste 64e. Gene Ontology annotation, cellular component: membrane. Gene Ontology annotation, molecular function: sweet taste receptor activity. Gene Ontology annotation, biological process: detection of chemical stimulus involved in sensory perception of taste; sensory perception of sweet taste. NCBI's taxonomy places the organism in Eukaryota, Metazoa, Arthropoda, Insecta, Diptera, Muscidae. The record is from RefSeq and is a predicted model, not a curated record. Bases 28 to 1644 code for a protein of 538 amino acids. The transcript is spliced from 10 exons.
UCAAAUAUAAAAUUAUAAAUGUCAUGAAUGUCGACCAAAAUAAAAAAAAAAAAAACAUUGAAAACAUUGAAAACAUGCAAAAAAUACAUUUCGCAAAAUACUCUCCAUCAUCACCAACAGAACCAAUGCCAUUUCCGUGUUAUAGCCCCAAACUCAGUUGAAAUUGAAUUUUCCGUGUUGGCAGUGAUCAAAAUAUUUUGUUGCGGUGUGUGUUUUCCUGCUAUUUUGGUAUCCCGAUUCAAGGGUAUUAUGAAAUUUGUAUCGUGCUUUCGCAAUUUUAAUUCAUCAGAGCGCCAUUUGUUGCAAAUUAAAUUUUGGAAACCCCAUGAAAUAUUGAGCAGUAAACAUGACUCCUUGUUCUACAAAAUUAAAUCGGCAAAUGUCAAACAAAGUCAACGUAAAGCCAUCAUAAUGAAAUUAAAACAUCAGAUUUUGCGAAGGGGGCAAAAACAGGACUAUCUACACGUGGGAAGUUUUCAAGAAGCCAUACGCCCAGUUCUGCUGAUGGCCCAAGUGUUCGCUCUGAUGCCCGUCAAUGGAAUAUCUUCGAAUUCUGCCCAAGAUUUGAAAUUUUCCUGGACCAUGGUGCGCACUUGGUAUUCCUUUGUGAUAACUGUUUGCUUUGGCAUUUGCUCAGGUUUUAAUAUUGUGUUUGCUUUUCGUGGAGUCUUUUCCUUCGAUUCUGUGGAGGGAAUUAUGUUUUAUACGUCGAUUUUUUUGAUUGCCUUAAUCUUCUUUCGUAUGUCACAAAAGUGGCCCAGUCUCAUGCAACAGUGGCAGCAGGUGGAACAGGCACUGCCACAGCAAUCAUCCGAAAUGGAACGUUCGUGGUUGGCUCAUCGCAUCAAAAUGGUCUUGUUGGUGGCCACAACGUGUUCGCUGACCGAACACUUGCUCAGCAUAUUGACUAUCGUUUAUUAUGUGAAUCGUUGUCCUCGAUUUAACAAUCAGCCCAUCGAUAGCUUCCUAUUUUCAAACUUUACUCAAUUUUUCUAUUUCUUCGAAUACACCACGAUAAUGGGGAUUUUGGGCAAAAUCAUAAAUGUCUAUUCAACCUUUGCCUGGAGCUUCAAUGAUGUCUUUGUUAUGUGCCUUUGCUUGGCCAUGACAGCCAAAUUUCGACAGCUCAAUGACUUCAUGGCCAAGUAUGUCAAAAAGCCCACUUCCCGAGCCUUUUGGAUAGAACGUCGCCGAACAUAUCGCAUGUUGUGUCGCCUAUGUGGAGCAGUUGAUGACACCAUAGCGGUGGCGACCCUUUUGUGUCUGUCUAAUAAUCUCUAUUUUAUCUGCAACAAGAUUUUGAAAAGUUUACAGAAGAAGCCUUCAUUUACUCACACCCUGUAUUUUUGGUAUUCAUUGAUAUUCCUGAUAUUUCGCACCUUUAUAUUUGCUUUGUGGGCUGCCGCCAUCCAUGAGGAAUCCAAACGCCCUUUGGUCAUAUUUCGUAAAAUCCAUAGAGAGUAUUGGUGCUCCGAGCUCAAACGUUUUUCCGAGGAAGUUAAUGCGGAUUGCACGGCAUUGUCGGGAAUGAAAUUUUUCUAUUUAACACGAAGUAUGGUGCUCUCCGUGGCUGGCACCAUAUUGACCUAUGAAUUGGUCUUGCUGCAAUUCAACAAAAAGGACCUUGUCAAUGAUUGCCAAUAGAUGCAGCAAAUGAGAGGACACCAAUACAGACCAUAAACAGGAGAACAGCUUUAGUGGAUUUUGGGAAUGUCUUGCUCAAGUGAAAUGUAAUGGAGAAGCAAUAAACACCAAUUCAAUAAACACUGCUAUUAAAUACUUUGCUUGGUUUCAAGUUCA